Messenger RNA from Sphaerulina musiva SO2202, 1388 nucleotides. Its product is annotated as GroES-like protein. The transcript has 3 exons. The record is from RefSeq and is a predicted model, not a curated record. Bases 164 to 1273 code for a protein of 369 amino acids. Lineage: Eukaryota; Fungi; Ascomycota; Dothideomycetes; Mycosphaerellales; Mycosphaerellaceae. Gene Ontology annotation, molecular function: oxidoreductase activity.
CAAUUCUUAUCGUUGUUUUUCCUUUACAUCAAAAUCAGCCUAUCAGAAGAUCGACGUCAAGCCUGAUUUUUGAUUAGAACAAGAAAAAACGAACGAAAUAAUAAACACACGAAAAAAAGGAGAAAAAAAAGGAAAAAGAGGAAAGUCAGACAAGAAAAGAAAAAUGUCCGAAGUGAACAUCCCCGCGAAAAUGAAGGCCAUUCAGGUCGUAGAAUAUAAGAAACCAUAUGAAAUUCGAGAAGUCGAAACCCCCUCCAACCUCACUGAAAACGACCUCCUCAUAAAAAUCGCCGUAGCCUCCAACUGCCACACAGACUCCAUGGUACAACAAGGCAUCUUCAACGCGCCUCUCCCCCUGACCGCCUCCCACGAAGGCGGCGGAACAGUCGUAGCCCUGGGGUCCGGCGCCGCAUCACGAGGUUUCCACGUGGGAGAUCGCGUCAUGGUCGGUUUACCGCUGCACCCAUGCGGGUCGUGCGGAGAUUGUUUGGGACCGGAAAAUCAGACGCAGUAUUGUACGCGGAUUGAAGGGCAUGUUGGGGUGCAGAGUCAUGGGUGUUUUGCCGAGUAUGUGAGAGCGGAUGCGGCGAGUACGACCAAGUUGCCGGAUGAUGUGAGUUUUAUGAGUGCGGCGCCGUUGGCGUGUGCGGGGAGGACGGUGUGGAGGAGUGUGCUCAAGAGUGGGCUGGUUUCCGGGCAGUGGAUUUGUUUCGUGGGGAGUGGAGGUGGACUUGGGCAUUUGGGGGUGCAGUUCGCAAAGGCUUUGGGGUUGAAGGUCAUUGGCGUUGAUGCUCGGGAUGAAGGAUUGGAGCUGACGAAGCAUUAUGGUGCGGAUGUCGUUGUUGAUGCAAGAAAGGGGAAGGAGCAGGUGGUGAAGGAGGUGCAGGCUGUGACUGGCGGCUUGGGCGCUGACUCGACUGUGACAUUGUCUGACCACAAAGAUGCCGCAGCCAUUGCCUGUGCGAGCACGAAGAUGCAUGGGACCAUGGUGCAGAUUGCUCAACCGGACAACGUCACCAUUCCGUUCGCCGAGCUCAUCUUCCGUGACAUCAGGAUUAUCGGGUCGCUCAUCGCGAGCGCCGAGGAAUCAAAGGGCAUGUUGGAUGUGAUUGCGAAGCACGGCGUGACUGUGACGACUGAGAAGUUCUAUGGACUGGACAGUAUCCAUGAUCUGGUUGAGCUGGUCCACGGUGGAAAGCUGAAAGGAAAAGCCAUCAUCGUGGUCGACAACGAGCAGAUUGAGCAUGAAAAGAAGCUUGGGGCGAAGUUCUAGGGGACGUGGGUUAGAACAAGUGCCCGUUCGGAAUCUCAAGUAGGAAAGUGACUUGCCUAUUUCACCCAAGCACUGAUCAACGAAGGUUUAGCUGCCACAGAUCCCAGUUAUUGAU